This is a messenger RNA of Amborella trichopoda, 705 nucleotides long. The record is from RefSeq and is a predicted model, not a curated record. Lineage: Eukaryota; Viridiplantae; Streptophyta; Magnoliopsida; Amborellales; Amborellaceae.
UAGAGGGCCUCAUCAGUGUUGAUUUUAUGGGAUUGAGUCCUCAAUAGAAGUGGGGGUAUCCUAAGAGUUUCUCUUCAGAGAUACAUAUAGAGGAAGAGUUCUUGAAACAUGAAGCGAGAAGUGGUGAUCGAGGUGACUGUGAACUGUGAAAAGUGCCGUAUCCAAGCCUUCAAAGACGUUUCCAAAGCACGUGUUCAUGCAGGUGUGGAGACCAUAAAAAUUGAUGGUGCUAAGAAGGAUCAGCUGACGGUCAUCGGGGAGGAGAUUGAUUCGGUUUGCCUGGCAGCCUCACUGAGGAAGAAAUUCUGCUGUGUAAAUAUAGUGAAAGUAACUACAGGCAAUGAAAAGAAAGAAGAGAAGAAGAAAGAAGAGAAGAAAGAAGAAAAGUGGCAACCUCCUUUACCUCCAUGUUAUUACAUUGAGCGUUGUCCAUAUCAAUGUUACGUUGAGCCUAUUGAGCCAGGUUGUAAUAUUUUGUAAGCAUCAAAAUUGCUUCUAGGUUAUUAAAUAUCAGUCAUUAUCUUCCAUAAAAACUUUAGGUAAACUCUCGAUGGUCUUAAGAGUUAAAAGCCAACUAUGUGCUUGUAAUCUCUAAAAUCCAAUUACCAGAAUUUUAAUAAGCUAUUGGCAAACUGAGCACUGGAUUCGGUUCUUGACCUUGCCAUUUGGAAAAUUUCCCAAUUUUACUUUCUCAAAUUCCUCAAA